AGUUAUCCUCUACCGAAGCGAACAGCUAAAUUAUGGCACCGAAAACCAGUGGAAAGGCCGCCAAGAAGUCCGGAAAGGCACAGAAAGUCAUCGUCAAGGGAGAGAAGAAGAAGAGGAGACAGCGCAGGAAAGAAAGCUAUGCCAUCUACAUCUACAAGGUGUUGAAGCAGGUCCACCCGGACACCGGAGUCUCGUCGAAGGCCAUGAGCAUCUUGAACAGCUUCGUCAAUGACAUCUUCGAACGUAUUGCUGCUGAGUCGUCCCGUCUGGCUCAAUACAACAAACGCUUGACGAUCACCUCCCGCGAAAUCCAAACUGCUGUCCGUCUGCUGCUGCCGGGUGAGUUGGCCAAGCACGCUGUUUCUGAAGGAACCAAGGCCGUCACCAAGUACACUAGCUCCAAGUAAAUUCGUACCAUCCAAACAAUCAAUCAGCCCUUUUCAGGGCCACAAAUCGAUUUCCAACGUGAAAGAGAUUUUGAUGAUUUAUUGAACUUUUAAAUGUUCGAAAGCAGCGUUAGCAAAGUUCGCGAUAAGAAAUUAGUUGAUUUGCCUUAUGAAAAUAAUGUUGACAAAAAGAAUAAGAGGUUGCAUCCAUGACACGACCGUACGGUUUUGACGUAGAUGGAACAUGAAUUAAUUGUAACACGCUUGGCAUAGAUGACGAACAGACCGACCAGAUAGGCCUCGCUGAAUUCCUGUAGGGCCAUUAACGGCCGAGCUCUGGAAGCGCAGAUCGGUCUUGAAGUCCUGGGCGAUUUCACGGACCAGACGCUUGAAAGGCAACUUGCAGUCAGCAGCUCGGUCGAUUUCUGGUAACGACGGAUCUCACGCAGAGCGACAGUUCCUGGCCGGUAGCGAUGAGACUUCUUCACUCCUCCAUCUUUUUGAGAGGAGCCUUUCCUCCGGUGGACUUACGAGCGGUCUGCUUGGUGCGGCCAUUAUACGAUGUGGAUACGUUGAACGCAAUCUGUUGAAUAAAAAUUUUAA
Molecule: messenger RNA, 989 nt
Organism: Ochlerotatus camptorhynchus
Lineage: Eukaryota; Metazoa; Arthropoda; Insecta; Diptera; Culicidae
Product: histone H2B-like
Exons: 1
Coding region: 33-407 (124 amino acids)
Cellular component (GO): nucleosome
Molecular function (GO): structural constituent of chromatin; DNA binding; protein heterodimerization activity
Source: RefSeq, a predicted model, not a curated record